Molecule: messenger RNA, 1339 nt
Organism: Cuscuta epithymum
Lineage: Eukaryota; Viridiplantae; Streptophyta; Magnoliopsida; Solanales; Convolvulaceae
Source: the annotation of a GenBank genome assembly
GGAUUAUUUGACAUCUAUAGUACCAAAGAGGACCCCCCACCUCUCUUAAUUGUCUUUGAGACAAAGGUGAGUGCCCUCUCUCUCACCCCUAUCUUUCAGCUCGUCCAACCCCAUCAAGAAAGGAGAAGGAAGCUCUCAAACCAUCCUCCAUAGCCACCAAAUUCGAGCUCAAGCAUAAGUGCUCAAAGAAGAAAGAUUAAAGAAGGAAAAAGGCUAGGAAAAGUGUGUAAAUUAAGGAACUUGUGAAAGGUAUUUCAAGUGAUUUCACAAGGUUGGGAAAGUCGCCGGAAUUGUCGCCGGAGUUGACCAAAAGUCGCUGGAGUUUCACCGGAGUUCAACCAAGAAGGGUAGAACUUCAUAACGCUAAUUCAAGGUUGAAGCUCAAGUUGCUAUUCUCACCUUGCUCGGUGAAGUGAUCCAAAGGGAGACGUGAAAUGGAGGGUAAGCGAAUGGCAACAAGGAAUGACCCUAAGGGAGAAGCGUCGGUAGCUUACCUUGAGGCUAGCCGGGCUGUGUCACGAGCCUUUACGGGGAGAGGAAUAGGCCAUGGGGGCCGUGAGGGCCGCCAAGCGGCAAGCGCUAAUCAAGUGGGCUCGAUGUGUAACAUGAACACCAGGAGGAAAGAACGUAGGCGUCAGGCGAGGCGAGAUCGGGCCACCUCCCAACGUGAUAUGACUGUCAGCCAAACCCAUCCUUGGGCAAACGACCAAGGAGGAGAAAGCACUCUUACGGCACCGGCAUCACCGGUGAAAAAGAAAAGGACCUCAAGGUGGCAUACGUCCUUUCCUUACUCUUUCAGACCAUCCAAAUGUUCGAAUUGCUUUAAGAAACAUUUCGAAAAGUGCAACGAGCCCCCGAUGUGCUACGAAUGUGGGAGCACAACCCACAUGAAAUUAAGUUGCCCAUGGAGGAGGCAACGAGAGACAUCACAAGCCAAGGAAGGGCUCACCGUGGAAGGAAACCAUACGGAACCAACGGCGAGCAACGCUACGUCCGUCAAUCAAGGCAGGGCCCAAGCACGAGACUACGCGAUGACCGAGGCGGAUGCGCGGGCAAACCCGGACUCCGUCGCAGGUUGAAGCUCAAGUUGCUAUUCUCACCUUGCUCGGUGAAGUGAUCCAAAGGGAGACGUGGUUCGUGCUUCCUUUAAUGUUUUAAACUACAAACUUGCUCAUGGAUAUUUUUGUAAUAAAUACAUUUGUUUUGGGCCUGCGUGCCUACGUUUUGGCCAUGUGUGGCCCACGAUUGAAUAUUGAAUAUUUCCGCUAUUCGUUCAAUCCUAUUGCGUGAUGUUGUUAUGUAUGUUUACUUACUGAGUAUGGUAUGGACUAUGUUCAUG